Molecule: messenger RNA, 747 nt
Organism: Stylophora pistillata
Lineage: Eukaryota; Metazoa; Cnidaria; Anthozoa; Scleractinia; Pocilloporidae
Source: RefSeq, a predicted model, not a curated record
AUGCAUUUCGAUCGAGUGGCAUACGAGAAUAUUUUCCUGCCACUUCACUUUAGCUUUGUCACGCUCUACUUCAGCUCUNGAGAUUUGACGCGAAGAAAUGAUGGCUUUGAUGAUGCGAGUGAGUUGAACAAGAAAAUGAAAGCUACGGAAGAUGAUCUGAUGCAAACUAAAGAUGUUGGUGGUACAGCGAUAAACGUUCAGUCUAAGUAUACACUGCGAGCUCCUCCGGGUUCAUUUAUGGAAUUUGUAUCACAUACUCAGGAAGAACUAAGGAACAGUUUUGGGAGAGGAAGACACAGGCCUAGAAGAUUGAUAAGACAGGACCAGGAUUCAGAAUCUAGUGAAGAAGAAGACGUCUAUAAUGAAACACUUGAAGAAACAGAAGGAUGGAAGCUGUUAAUGGAGGCCAUUGAAUCAAAGUGUGAGAAUAAGGCAAAAACAAAAACUAACUCACGUCAGAGUAACAAUUUGACUAAGACAUGAUUAAUACACCUGUUAUGUAAAUUAAGUCUCCCUUUGUGUGCAAGUUACAUGUAGGUUGCUGUAAGCAGCCUACAUGUAACUUGAAGACUGUAAAUGAUGAAGGCUUCAGAUGAAGUUGGCCCUAAUUUGUGUUAAUAUUCAAAACCGCUUACAUUGUGUAAGACACUCGUGUAGAUGACAACAUAACUACUCUUUUGAAUCACUUAUUUAUUUUACCUGUUUAUCAACAUGAGGCAAAUAAAAUUAAAUUCUCUUUCUUUUACA